UGGAAUUUUUUUUUAAGAGAUGGAUUGUGCUUACUUUUAUAUGUAAACCUUGCUGGAAAAGAAAAUAAUAAAAACCCUCAUAGAAUUCUGUAAUGGUUUUAAUGGUUAUAAUUGGAAUUGUAUUGGUUUUAAUACACUUAACUGUAUUGGUCCCUUUUGGUCUACUGGUAAUCUAUUGCCUUCUAUUGGUGGCACAUUAUGUCUAGUGGAUACCAUUAUGGACCGGUAAUGGCAAUGGUAAUGGUUUUAAUGGUUAUAAUGGGAACUGUAUUUUUUUUUUAAUGGAAAUUGCAUUGGUCCCUGUUGAUCUACUGGCAAUCUCUUGCCUUCUAUAGGUGGCAUGUUAUGUCUAGUGGAUACCAUUAUGGACCUAUAAAGGCAGUGGUAAUGAUUAUAAUGGUUAUAAUGGGAAUUAUAUUGGUUUUAAUGGAAACUGUAAUGGUCCCUUUAGAUCUCUACUUGUAAGUUGUUGCCUUUUAUUGGUGGAAUGUUAUGUCUAGUGGAUACCAUUAAUACCGGUAAUGGCAAUGGUAAUGGAAUGGUUAUAAUGGGAAUUGUAUUGGUUCUAAUGGAAACUGCAUUGGUCCCUGUUGGUCUACUGCUAAUUUGUUGCCUUCUAUUGGUGGCAUGUUAUGUCUAGUGGAUACCAUUAAGGACCAGUAAUGGUUUUAAUGGUUAGCUGAUGGUUUGUAAUGGUAUUUGUAGUGGAAGCCAUUCGAAUUUCUGUGCUGGUUUCUAUUGUUGUUUUUCAGCAGGGAAGAAAGUAAUUAAGGUCGAGUAAACGAUAAACUUUCCACUUGUUUGGCUGUACUUUUUGGUGUAACAGUGACCUCUACGGGUUCCAAGUGCCUCUGGGAACAGAUUUCAGUUCUAACCUGUAGUUCCUGGGGGUUUUCCGACUCUAAGCAUCGCCUCAGAGCUCUAAGAGAGAGAAAGAGAGUGAGGGAGAGAGAGGGCGAGCAGCAGUAGGAUAGGAGAAUGGCGGCCAUCAAGGCGCUGCAGCAGUGGUGUAAAGUCCAGUGUGAUGGCUACAGAGAUGUGGAUAUAAUCAACAUGACCACCUCAUUCAGAGACGGACUGGCUUUCUGUGCUCUCAUCCACAAAUUCAGACCGGACCUCAUAAACUUUGAGUCCCUGAGUAAGGACAAUGUGUAUGACAACAACUGCUUGGCGUUUCGUGUGGCUGAGGAUCAUCUGGGGAUUCCAGCUCUCCUGGAUGCAGAGGACAUGGUGGCUCUUCACGUCCCAGACCGACUCAGUAUUCUCACUUACGUCUCGCAGUACUACAACUACUUCAACGGUCGUUCACCCAAUCGUUUCUUCAUAGCGGGAGGAGUCGGAGGCGUCAAACGGCCUGCAGAGGACUCAAAAGAGGAGCCGUCAGAAAAGAAGAAUCUCCCUGUCACUGCCAAAACCUACAGCCCAAAGACACAUCCAGUGUCUACUCCCGUCUCCUCCAAUGCUGCUCAAAAUCGUCCACCAUCGCAUUUCGUACAGAACAGUAGCUCAAACAAACAUGUCUCAAGCACUCAGACACAGCAGUGUGCCAUGGAAAAACAAUCCAAAAACAUCAAAAUGGCCUCUCCAAGCACUGAUUCAGCAUCCACAGUGAAGACCCCAGGCAGGAAUGCUGAAAAGACUGUUUUAGUCGAGAGCUCCAAUAAAACCGGCACGCUGAACAGUAAGUGCGCAGUGUGCAGGAGUCACGUUCACUUGGUUCAGAGACACCUUGUGGAUGGGAGACUAUACCACAGGAGCUGCUUCAAGUGCUGUGAAUGUUCAGCUACUUUAAAAUCUGGGGCGUAUACAUCUGGCCAACAGUCUGGCACACUGUGCUGCUCUUCAUCCCGCUGUACUCAGAUUGACCUCAAGUCUUCACCUAAGCAUAGCAUGUCAGAUAUGAUCGAACUCAGACCUGAGAGUGGAAGUGGGCUAUCGCCUCGGCAACAUUCCUCAGUUCUGACCAGCCCUCUUAAACCUGUUCCCAGAUCAGUUCAGCCAACUCCAACCCCAGAGCCAUGGACUGCUUCAGCACGAAGGACUCAAGCUGCCAGGCAGAGGUUUUUCCUUUCCACCUCAGAGGCCUCUACUACCCAGAACAUCAUUGUACCAAAGUCUGAAGAAGAGAAGGAGCAGGUGCAGGGAUUGAUCUCUCAGAAAUUGGCUGAAGGAAACUGCAACAAUAAUAACAAAGCUUAUAGCUGUGGGCUCGGUCCAGACAACACAUCUGUUGAAGUCCUCAGCUCAGAUCAGGAGAGAUGUGGCUCAAGCACUGAAGUUAAAGCUGGCCAUUUCUGCGUUUCUUCCAACACCAGCAGCAUGGAGUCCCUGUGGCUGAGUGGCAUAAACAAAGAGCACACUAGACCUCCCUCCUCUUCCCUCUUCAUCGCCAGAGCCAAAGAUGUGGGGAGCUGUGAAGGCCCAAAGCUGAAGAUGGCUUCAAGUGAACCAGGACUAAAAACAUUCUUUGAGGAUAAUGACGUGACUCCUGAAGAAAACAAAAUCAUCUGCAGCGAUAACCAGCCGAGUCACCAGUACACUUCUUCUGUGCCAGGCUUCCACACCAUAAACAUUGCUCAUGUUGCUGAUUUGUACAUGCAAAAAUCUCCAGCCACAGGCUCUACUGUCUCAGGUUGUAUAUCAGGAAAUUACAAAUCCUGCCCAUCCCUCCAGCCUCUAGUGGAUCACAGUAUCUCCUUGAGACCUGCUGCUAUACAGCCAAGAUGCUCUGACGCUGCAGAACAUGAUGACCAAGUACGCAAUGGUUCUACAGUCUAUCAGUUUUGUUUUGCUUGUUCCUUAGCUGAAAAUGGAAGUGCGCCAUUCGAGAACAGAACUAAGCCACUCGGAAUCAAGUCUCGCCACAUCCCGAUUGAGCAGAUCACUAAGGAGCUGCAAGAAAUUGAGAACAGCCUGAGUGAUUUGGAGAAAGCGGGAAUUGACCUGGAGAGAAAGCUCCGCAGCUGUGAGGAAGAGGGUAGCGGGGACAUCUUGGUGGAUCCGUUGAUGGUGGACUGGUUCAACCUGAUUCGGAAGAAGCAGAGUUACAUACGGAGGGAAUCUGAGCUCGUGUACAUAGCGAAAACUCAAGAUUUAGAGGAGCAGCAGCCAGGAGUGGAAGGAGAGCUCAGAAGACUGAUUAAUAAACCAGAGCAUCUGAAAAGCACUUCCGAAAGGAACAGAGAGUCUGAUCUAAUGAAGAGGCUGGUGGAGAUCGUUAAUGACAGGAAUGCCAUCGUGGACGGUCUGGAGGAAGACCGACGGAGAGAGGAAGAAGAGGAUCAGCAGCUGAACGAGAUGAUGCACAGGCUCGAUCUGCGCAAACUAAAAAGCAGGAGAAAGGCGUCCUUCUCGAAGCUGUUCAGACGCAGAAGUAAAAAUGAAGGAAGGAAGGAAGAAUGAUCCACGUCCGAGCUGGAGACUCGCCGCGGCGGUCUCGGCAACAGAUACGCACACGACCAUUCGAGUUCUUCGCAGAACUCUCAGAAGUGUGGCAGGUCAGAUUUAUUUUUGAUUUUUUUGAUAUUUCUUAAUAUAAUAUUAACUCAGAAUACACACAGUGCCUUGUUUGUACUCUAAGGUUUACAUCACACCACACUGCACUCACCCAAAUCUAGAACAUCUGUCGUAUUGUUUUUUGUUGUUGUUUUCCGUACUUAAUGUGUUCUUUGCUUUACGCAUGUGUUACUUCAUGAGAAAGUGAGCUGCUUUUAGAGAUGCCGCGUUUUAAAAGUUUGGGUUUAAUUUGUAGUUUUAAGUACAACUUACACUAAAACGCUGCAUUGAUAUAUCUAAUAAUUUGAUCAGAUAUUUUUAAUUUUAUUAUUAUUUUAUAAUUAUUAUUAUUAUGGGUUUUUGUGUGUGUGUCACUUUUAACAUUGCUGUUCCAUUAAAAAGCCCAAGCAUCUUGGACAUUUCUAUGAAGUGUCACUUUCCCGGUUGCCCUAAAGGUGGCACUAUAGGCUCACGUGCCCCUCAGAACAGCAUUUAAAAAGAAAGAAAGAAAGAAAGACAGACAGCUAGAAAACACCCUACCAAACACUUCCUCCUUCACCCAGACUAUAAACUCAGAUUUUAUAAGAAAGAUUAAAUGGAGCUGAAGAUCUGCCAUCACUGAAAGUUGUUGUUGUUUUUUGGGGGGUUUUGUUUUUAUUUUCCACAAAUAAUUAGUUGUGUUUUUUGGCUUUUUAAAUGCAUUAAACGAGUUUAAUUAAGUGUGGACUGUGGUAAUGUGUUCAUAAUUUUCUUUGGUUCCAGAAAGACUAUAUGAGGAAUAUUAGAAUAAUAAUACGAACGAAUAUUUUUUCCUGAUUAUGCCUGCUUUAAAAUUGUUUUAAACUUUGUGUUUUGCUUGCAAACUGUAAAUAUGUUGUUGUUGUUGUUUAAUUUUUAGAAUGUUUCUUUUUUAAUUACUUAGUAUAAUAAAACUUAACACACAUUUUAACAGUUGUUUACUAUCUGUUUGAUCUACUUCAUUAUGCUAUAACCAAACCUUCACUUCUAGAUUUCUGUUGUGAGAUGGUGAGGAGGGUCUCUGAACUACUGUAGUAGUCUAUAGAGAUUUGGAUAUAGACAUCGUGUUCUCUGUAGAAGUAAGUGCGUGUGUGUGUGUGUGUAUGCGUAUGCACACGGUUCCAGUAUGAAAGUUGCCUGUAUUCCCAUAGAGUCUUCUUGGGGGAUGUGUGGAACUGGCACUGCUCUAUUUUCCAACUGAAAUAUCUCACAAUUUUGGACAACAAAGUAUGCGUUUAAAAGUUGUUCCAAUGUUAUCCAAAAGUUUUUUUCUUCUCUAGAUGUUAAAAAAAAAAAACAGUUUACAUUUGCAAAGGCGUGUAACUUUCUGCAAUAUUAAAAAAAAAAUGAAUUCAUUUGUGUUCAUUUAUGCUUCGUGCAUUAUUAUGAUUAUUUAGCAUUUUUAUCUUUCAUGGGAUUUCUUCUUUUUAAAUUAUGGAUUGGUGGCCAUUUCUAAUAAAUUCCCUUUACGUAAAUAGAAAUGUGUCGUGAAAGCCACAUCGAUACCACUGACUGAAUUCGUGAUCUUAUACUACACAUCCCUGAGGAUUACCUUCCUUCCGUCCUUCCUCCUAAUUUAAAAUGAAAAUUAAAAGUGCACUGGCCCAUGCUGCUGUACCACUGGUCAUAUUAAAAAAAAAAAAAACAACAUUCACAUAGCCAUAGUUUAAUAUGAGUUAUGGUGAAAUGCGUUACAAUAAUUUACUCACAUUUAAUAUUGCUCCUGCUACUUAUCAGCUACCCAGCCCCAAUUUUUAAGACGCAUGAAAUUGUGCUCAUGAACUUGGAACAUGGUCUUUCUAGUUCAGAGGAGCCGGGAUAUGAUGUUGGGGUGCAGAACACCAGGCGCUGAUGCAGGUGACAGUCGAGACUGAAUACGUGCAAUAUUAGAGUUAAUUAAAGCUUUGCGCCCCAUCUCCCGCAAACGCUCAUGCUUCUGCAAUUAAGAAUCAAAGGCGGGGGCUUAGUGUCACAGGGUGUCUAAUACACGGCUUUAACAGGAAGGGGACCUGAUUUGCCCGGCUCCUAGCGACAAGCAUUAACAACAGGCUCAAAUUAGAGGGGCAUUAAUAUUCAUAAGUAAAACAAUUCAAAUGACUGGCGAAAUGAAAAUCCUCCGAGGUGAGCUUCUCUCAACUCGCGCCGCCUGUGCCCAUCAAACGAUGUCAUUAGGGCUGGAGUGCUUAAUGUAUAUGGGGAAGCUGAUAACGGGGAUGACCACUAAUGAAGGAAUUAAGCACUGUAGUGGUUCGAGUCGCUCGGAGAGAGGGCCCGUGCCGUUUGGAAAUUCACGCGCUCGCUUUAACGUAGUCGCUGCAUUUCCUGUCAUACAAAUGCACAUAGUGAGCUGUAAAGUGCGAUUGAAAAUCACUUUUGUUCAUCGACAGGGCAAGCGACCACGUGUAAUUAAUUUCGAAUUGCAAAUUGACCUGUACUUAUAAAUACGGCUAUGAGUAAGGAUGUGAAAAAGAUGGUCCUUAAUCAUGCUGGUUGCGAUUCAUUUUGGAUCUUUCCUAGGUGCUACAGUGCUUUUUUAAUUGCCGUGCUGCUUCUGAUUCGUGACACUGUAGUUAUUUGAAGUGUACUGGGACGGUCUAUCCCUGCCCACACAGUUUAAAACGGGCCCACAUGCCAUGUGGCGUUCUGUUUGUCUUUGUGUGUGUGUGUGUGUGUGUGUGUGUGUGGCACACGGAGAGUGCCAGUGUCUCUGCCACUAGCCUGUAAUUAUGAUCCUUGAGGUAAUUUUAUCAGGCUCAUUAGCUCUGAUGAGUAAACGAGAAGCGUGCCUCUAAUUUAUCGGCCAUCCAGACCGGAGACUGGGCCCUCAUCAGCCCGAUCAUAAUAUUUGUACAGAAAGGCUGACAUAUUCUCUGCAUCAUGAGCAUUUCAGAGCCAGCAUGGGCAGGAGGGAAAGACUUUGUUGCUUUAAUCAUUAAUUGCAUUCCAAAUGAUAGACUGGCAGAAGGCUGGUUCUGAUAAUUAGGCAUGACUGCAGUUACUAGACAUGCUGUUUGAUCUGUGUCUAAAUGCUGGAUGGCAGUUGAAAAUGCAAAUCCACGUUCCCUUGCACUUCAGACGCUUACAUUUUGGACACUAAGGUUGUUUUGGAGUAUGUGUGUGAUUCUUAUGUUGUAACAUCCAUUGUUUUUUUGUUUUAGUUUUUUUUUUUUUUUUCCCCUUAGCCAGCCUUUUCUCACUUUCAUAAAGAUUUUAUUUUGGCUCUGUGUCCAAGAGAGAGGAUAAUGUGCUCAUUUUACUGUGUAAGGAAAAGAAAAAAAAAGGCAUUGAGGAAAAAUACGCACAUGGCUAGUGGGGAUGUAAUGGAUAAAGUGGCACGGCUUGGGAGUCUUGACAAGUGCAGCUUUUCAUCCAUCUCAAAUGAAUAAUUUUCCCUUCCUUUAAACAUCCAUAAUCCAGCCAUGUUAUCAGCGCCAAUGCAGGAAUCGGCUCCGCUCGGCUCAACUUUUUCCCUCCUUCACUGUACCCGUCUGCCAGAGCGGGCAGCUCCACACACUGCUACGCCAGAGCUCACUGUAAUUCGGCCCCCUGUUUUUCGUGGAUCUGUGUGACGGACCCACAACAGCAGGGAUACAGGAGGACGAGCUUUCCGAAUGCCAGCGUGUCUUUUUCACCAACCGUCUGGGGCGACUUCCUUCACACUGGCACUAACAUCACUCUGGAGACAAAUUUCUCUCUCCACUGAAUAGAAGUGUAAUUUUAUCUCCCUUGUACUAGUAGAUGUUUAACAAAUGGAGUUCCUGCUCUCCAAUUUUUUUUGUUGUUGUUAUUGAAAAUUGGGUUUAAUCUUUUUUUUAUUAUUAUUAUUGA
Ictalurus furcatus (blue catfish) is the source of this 7341-nucleotide messenger RNA. RefSeq names its product mical-like 2a (gene micall2a). Gene Ontology annotation, molecular function: protein binding. The transcript has 17 exons. Lineage: Eukaryota; Metazoa; Chordata; Actinopteri; Siluriformes; Ictaluridae. The record is from RefSeq and is a predicted model, not a curated record. Bases 979 to 3402 code for a protein of 807 amino acids.